AUCCUCUCUUCCUUUUUCACAUAUGGCAACACCAUAUCUCAGCGGCCUCGAUGGCUUCACAUCUGGCACACUUGACAGCCCCGUCACACCGGGCGGCGACGGCGUCUCUGCGCGGCGCACGAAUGCCCUGAGCACAAAACUCACCGGCGUGCUCUCCUCAUCAUACGCCGACUACGAGAUCCGCGAUGCCUUGCGCCUGCUCGAUGCCCGCGGCGUGCACAAUGACGAAGAAACGAGGCGCAAUCUCAAACUCAAUGCUCAAAAGGAAGUCAUCGACUGCAAUGCGAAAAUUGUCGACGAUUUCGGCCAGGUCGCAGAGCAACUUCGCCGCGUCGGCUCUCUACUGUCCACCUUCAACGCAACAUGCACUUCGAUGCGCGAGCACAUCAUCGCCGCGAAACAGGAAUCCGCACCCGUCCUUGACGAAGCAAGCACACUGAUCUCUCGCAAACAAGAAACCGAGACAAAGCAAGCCCUCCUCGACGCCUUCACUACACACUUCCUCAUUUCCAAUGCCGACUUGACCGUCCUCACAAGCUCCGCUGAGCCCCUAGAUGACCGCUUCUUCAGUAUCCUCGACCGUGUCAAAACUAUUCAUCGUGACUGCGAGGCCCUACUCGGAUACGAUGGCGAGAACCAGCGCCUCGGUCUCGAGUUGAUGGAGCAGACAGCAAGAAAUUUGGAUGCCGGGUUCAAAAAGCUGUACACCUGGAUUCAGCACGAAUUUAAGACGCUGGACCUCGAGGAUCCGCAUAUCAGCACGGCGAUCCGGCGUGCGUUGCGAGUACUAAGUGAGCGCCCAACGCUGUUUCAAAAUUGCCUGGAUUUCUUCGCCGAGGCGAGGCAGUCCACCCUCGCGGAGGCGUUCCAUGCGGCGCUCACAGGCUCUGCGGGCGCAGCCAAGGCGAUUGAAUUCUCCACGCACGAGCCGCUGCGAUACGUGGGCGAUAUGCUUGCUUGGGUGCACGCCGCGGGAGUGUCGGAGAAGGAGGCGCUCGAAGGUCUGUUCGUUGGUGAUGCAGAUGAUAUUUCGAAGGGGUUUUCGUCGCGAACGGAUGAUGAGCCAUGGGCGAGGGUCCAUGGGCGACGAAGGAGCGCAUUCGAAGAUGAGGGCGACGAGGGCGAGCGAGAUCCUGUGUUCGACGGGCGAAAGGCUUUGGCCGAGCUUGUCUCUAGGAAUCUGGCGUCUGUGUGCGAGACAUUGCAGUCGCGGAUUGAUGUGUCAGUCCGGAGUAGCGGGGACCCGGUCCUGAUGUUCAAGACCUUCAAUCUACUCGACUUCUACAGAGGCAUCUUCGACAAACUGCUUGGUUCGGAGUCUGCGUUGGGCAAGGUCAUUCAAAGCUUGCAGUCUUCCACGCUCUCGCAAUUCGAGGUGACGAUGGAGGAAGAGACCACUGCCGCGACCAUGGACAAUACGCCGUCUAGCGAUCUGAGUCCGCCCGUCUUCCUGGCUACGGCGUUGACCCAAUUCUCAGAAGUCGCGCGAGCUCGAGGGCCUCAGAUGACCGAGACGGAGUUGGAGCGUCUGUUUACUGCCAUGCUCACGGGUCUAUUGACGGCAUGUGCCGAAUCAGCGGCGCAGAUUCCAGAUGUCAGGCGCAGUAAUAUCUACAGGAUCAAUUAUAUGACGGCUCUGAAAACAAGUAUGGCUGCCGUGUCGGCUCAGGUGCCCGUGGCGCAGACACCUCUCGAGAAGGCAGGCUUGGAGAUACAAUCACUCCGCGACCAGCUCGUUGAAAUGCUCACCACAUCGCUGUUGGAAGACUCUGGGAUCAGAGACUUGAUGCAGGAACUCGACACACGACGCAGCCACGAACCUCCGACCCGCAGGGCAUGGCUAAACACAAAUCUUGAUGAAGCCGCACAACGAUUGGACAAUUUCUUGUCUUCGGCGCUGAUGGAUGCACAAGAGAGCUUGAAGAAUCUUUUCGACCGGACACUGGCCCAAAAUAUAGUCUCCGAGGCAGUUGAGAGAUUCUGCUCAGAAUUCGACGAGCUGGAGGGCAUGUUGGACAUGGUCGAUGCCGAAUCCGGCGAGUUAGAUGGAGAACGCUUCGAGGAUGUCCCAGAUCAUGACACCUCAUUGAGGGAACUGUACCCACGCACGGGAGCUGAAGUGAGAGCACUUCUAAGCUAAUGACAACGACUUUGAUGCUUCAAAGGACAGACAUAGAAACUUUCAAUAAACACCAUAUGGCAGUGACGGACGAUUAGAU
This is a messenger RNA of Exophiala xenobiotica, 2219 nucleotides long. RefSeq lists its product as uncharacterized. Gene Ontology annotation, cellular component: COG complex. The transcript is spliced from 2 exons. Bases 23 to 2140 code for a protein of 705 amino acids. The record is from RefSeq and is a predicted model, not a curated record. NCBI's taxonomy places the organism in Eukaryota, Fungi, Ascomycota, Eurotiomycetes, Chaetothyriales, Herpotrichiellaceae. Gene Ontology annotation, biological process: intra-Golgi vesicle-mediated transport.